AUGGAUGACUCGUGCAACGGCUCGCAAGUCCACGGGCGGCAAGGCCCCCGCAAGCAACUCGCCACCAAGGCGGCCCGAAAGAGCGCUCCGGCCACGGGCGGCGUCAAGAAGCCUCACCGCUACAGGCCCGGCACCGUCGCUCUGCGCGAGAUCCGCCGCUACCAGAAGUCCACCGAGCUGCUCAUCCGCAAACUGCCCUUCCAGCGCCUCGUCAGGGAGAUCGCGCAGGACUUCAAGACCGACCUGCGCUUCCAGAGCUCCGCUGUCAUGGCUCUGCAGGAGGCCAGCGAAGCGUACCUUGUCGCGCUCUUCGAGGACACCAACCUGUGCGCCAUCCACGCCAAGCGCGUCACCAUCAUGCCCAAGGACAUUCAGCUCGCCCGCCGCAUUCGUGGCGAGCGCGCUUGAACGCCCAGCUCGGCCCUCAAAGCACAACACAAAGGCUCUUUUCAGAGCCACCACUUACU
Messenger RNA from Lethenteron reissneri (Far Eastern brook lamprey), 467 nucleotides. RefSeq lists its product as uncharacterized. Gene Ontology annotation, cellular component: nucleosome. The record is from RefSeq and is a predicted model, not a curated record. Lineage: Eukaryota; Metazoa; Chordata; Hyperoartia; Petromyzontiformes; Petromyzontidae. Gene Ontology annotation, molecular function: DNA binding; protein heterodimerization activity; structural constituent of chromatin.